GACACCGGUUGAUGAGAUGGUCCACUCGGCAUUACAACAUCUAAUUACCCGACAAAGAGCGGCUGUUCGCACCGGACAGAGUAGCGGGAGGUAAACUUAGCAGACGGUGAAGGUGGACUACAAUAACGAGCGAGGCGAGAGCAUUUUUCGCUUUCUUUGUCAGUCCGCGUCACCCCGCAGCGUGGCAAGAAGACCCGUCGCUUGUCUGUCUCACCGGCGACAACCAUGAGCCAGAGGUUCACCGUCUCCAAGAGCGACGGCGAGCGGCGCCCCUCGGACAUCCAGGGGGAGGUGAACCAGCUGUUUGAGGGGGACGACCCCCCGACCAGCAGCAGCAGCAACAGCAGCGGCGGCGGCGGCGGCGCGGCGGCGGAGGAUGCCGCUGCCGGUACCGAGGUGGUGGUAGUGCUGAAAGGUGACAGUAAUCCCAAGGAGAGCAGCCCCUUCAUCAACAGCAGUGAUGUUGCCGCAGAGAAGAGCCAGCAGUAUGACGGCAAGAACAUGGCCUUGUUUGAGGAGGAGAUGGACACCAGCCCCAUGGUGUCGUCUCUUCUCAGCAGCCUGGCCAACUACUCCAACCUGCCCCAAGGUAGCAAGGAGCACGAGGAGGCAGAGAACAACGAGGCAGAGUCAUCGCGCAAGAAACCCGUCAAGGCCCCCCAGCUCGGCACUCUGAUGGGCGUCUAUCUGCCGUGUAUCCAGAACAUCUUCGGCGUGAUCCUCUUCCUCAGGAUGACCUGGUUGGUGGGAAUCGGAGGUGUCAUUGGGACUUUCGUCAUCGUCUUCAUUUGUUGUUCCACAACCAUGCUGACUGCCAUCUCGAUGAGUGCCAUCGCUACCAAUGGAGUAGUGCCAGCUGGAGGCUCCUACUACAUGAUAUCCCGUUCGCUGGGCCCUGAGUUUGGGGGAGCAGUGGGGAUCUGUUUCUACCUUGGUACCACCUAUGCUGGAGCCAUGUACAUCCUGGGAGCCAUUGAGCUCCUCCUGAUCUACAUAGCACCAAAAGCAGCCAUCUUUCCCCUGGAAGGCUUGGAGGGUGCAGAGGCAGAGGCUGCCCUGCUGAACAACAUGCGCGUGUACGGGACCAUCCUGUUGACCUCCAUGGCCACGGUGGUGUUUGUCGGAGUGAAGUACGUCAACAAGCUGGCCCUGGUGUUUCUGGCCUGCGUCAUUCUCUCCAUCUUUGCCGUCUACGCCGGAGUCAUCAAGACCGCCGUCGAGCCUCCCAUAUUCCCUGUGUGUCUCUUGGGCAACCGCACUUUAGUGUGGAAGUCAUUUGAUGUGUGUGCCAAGACCGUUGAGACAGCUAAUGGGACAGUCACCACCCAGCUGUGGAGCAUGUUCUGUGACUCACCUCUCCUCAACGCUACCUGCGACAAGUACUUCACAGCCAACAAUGUGUCUCAGAUCCAGGGCAUCCCAGGGGUCACCAGUGGAAUCCUGGCAGAGAACCUGUUCGGAACCUACUAUGAGAAGGGGGACCUGAUUGCCAGACAGAACAUGGAGUCAGCGGAAGACCAGGACGACCCUCUGACAAACUCAAACCGCUACGUGUUGGCCGACAUCACCAGCUUCUUUACGUUGCUGGUCGGCAUUUACUUCCCCUCUGUGACAGGGAUCAUGGCUGGCUCCAACCGCUCCGGAGACCUGCGUGAUGCCCAGAAGUCAAUCCCCAUUGGAACCAUUGCAGCCAUCACCACCACCUCCACUGUCUAUAUGUCCAGUGUGGUUCUGUUUGGUGCCUGCAUCGAGGGUGUGGUCCUCAGGGACAAGUUCGGGGAGGGAGUCCACGGGAACUUGGUGAUUGGCACAUUAGCUUGGCCGUCACCAUGGGUGAUUGUGAUUGGCUCCUUCUUCUCCACCUGCGGGGCAGGGCUGCAGAGUUUGACCGGAGCUCCUCGUCUCCUGCAAGCCAUCGCCAAGGACAACAUCGUGCCCGCCCUUCGGAUCUUUGGCCAUGGAAAGGCCAACGGAGAGCCCACAUGGUCCCUCCUGCUGACUGCUUGUAUCUGUGAGAGCGGCAUCCUCAUUGCUUCCCUCGAUGCAGUGGCUCCCAUCCUCUCCAUGUUUUUCCUUAUGUGCUACAUGUUCGUGAACUUGGCCUGUGCUCUGCAGACGCUGCUGAGAACUCCAAACUGGAGACCCCGUUUCAAGUUCUACCACUGGACUCUGUCCUUCCUGGGGAUGAGCUUGUGUCUCACUCUCAUGUUCAUCUGCUCUUGGUACUACGCCAUCGUCGCCAUGGUGAUUGCCGGCUCUAUCUACAAGUAUAUCGAGUUCUCAGGUGCGGAGAAAGAGUGGGGUGAUGGGAUACGAGGUCUGUCUCUGAGCGCUGCACGUUACGCUCUCAUGCGGCUGGAGGAAGGUCCCCCGCACACCAAGAACUGGAGGCCCCAGUUGCUUGUGCUGGUUAGUACAGAUACAGAGCAAAACGUCGAGCAGCCUCGUCUGCUCUCUCUGACCAACCAGCUGAAGGCAGGCAAAGGUCUGACCAUUGUUGGAACGGCUCUAGUGGGCUCCUACCUGGAGAACUACGACCAGACCCAGCGUGCAGAGCAGGCAUUGCGUAAACUGAUGGAGACUGAGAAGGUGAAGGGUUUCUCUCAAGUGACCGUGUCCUCAAACCUGCGUGAUGCCACCUCCCACCUCCUCCAGGCCAGUGGGCUAGGAGGCCUGAAACAUAAUGCUGUGCUUGUAUCCUGGCCACGUAACUGGAAGCAGGGAGAUGAGCACCAGACCUGGAGGAACUUUGUUGAGUUGGUCAGAGAAACAACCGCUGCUCACUUGGCUAUGCUUGUCCCAAAGAACAUUGCGGCCUUCCCGUCCAAUGGAGAGCGCUUCACCGAGGGUCACAUUGACGUGUGGUGGAUUGUCCAUGAUGGAGGCAUGCUGAUGCUGCUUCCCUUCCUCCUCCGACAGCACAAGGUUUGGAGGAAGUGCAAGAUGCGCAUCUUCACUGUGGCCCAGAUGGACGAUAACAGCAUCCAGAUGAAAAAGGACCUGACCACAUUCCUCUAUCACCUCCGUAUUGAUGCCAUGGUGGAAGUUGUGGAAAUGCAUGACAGCGACAUCUCAGCCUACACUUAUGAGAAGACCCUGGUGAUGGAACAACGGUCGCAGAUGCUUAAACAGAUCAAAAUGACUAAGAACGAGCGUGAACGAGAGAUCCAGAGUAUUACUGAUUCAUCCCGUGGGUCUAUCCGCCGUAAGAACCCGGCCGCUGUGACCACCCAGCUGAGUGUGACCGAGGACCCGCCAGCAGCCAGCAAGGAGGAGAAGCCUGAGGAAGAGUCAAAGUCGGCCUCUUCCCCUGUGUCCCCCCCUGCCCAGGUCCAGCUCAUCCACGACAACACCACCCCAACCAGCCCCACAACACCGGCCACCCCGCUGACCCCUGCGGAGGGGGCUAAGAGCCCCGGAGAGCAGGUCCAGAUGACCUGGACUGAGAAGUGUGACGGCGAGCCAGCCAAGCCGCCUGGUGCAGCUACACCAGAGGGCAUCAAAGACAUCUUCAACAUGAAGCCCGAGUGGGAGAACCUGAACCAGUCCAAUGUGCGACGUAUGCACACAGCGCUCCGGCUGAAUGAAGUCAUCAUCAAAAAGUCCUCAGAGGCCAAGCUAGUCCUCCUCAACAUGCCCGGGCCACCCAGGAACCGGACAGGUGACGAGAACUACAUGGAGUUCCUCGAGGUCCUCACUGAGGGUCUCAACCGGGUCCUCCUGGUCCGCGGAGGCGGCCGCGAGGUUAUCACUAUCUACUCCUGAAAGAGCAGUCCCCUCCCCAACUACCACCCACCCCCACCCCUCCCUUGGCCCUGUUCCUGUGUCACCUGUACUCCCACCCUCUCUUCAACGCUGCUUCAUCAUCAUGUUGCCCAUGCGUUUAUUUCUGUAAGAUAGUCCUCUCACACCCAACCAACGGCCCGGCCCAGCUUCAGCACCUCUCCCUCAGCUCCAUCCCCAGCAGACCAAUGAGCAGUAUCACAUGCUCAGCCACCAAACCCUUCAUUCAAGUCCAAUAAGCUACUAUAACUUUCGUAGGCUCUAGACUAAUUUAGAUGCUAUCUAGAUUUGUUCUUGAAGAGACUUUUAUUUUCUUUGCUAGUCUGUAAUCUACUGUAGUAACUCGUAUUGAGUCGGAGUCACUCGGUAAGGAGGAGGUGGUGGUUGCGGGUCAUUCGCUGAGGUGUGAGCGCACAUGCAUGUUGUGUGUCCGUCUUUGUUUAAAUCUCUGCAGAUUCUUUUUUUUUUUUUUCAAAUACUAAUGUGGCAUAGCAGCGGCUUCUGCUUGGAAAGAACGAGAGCCAGCUGAAAUGAGCUCAGUGUACGAUUGUCUGUUUGGUUCCCUCGAUGUGAUCGGACACCUCCCGCAGCGCUCCCAGCCUGUUGUCUUUGAUGUGAUUUAUCUUUCAAGGCAAAAAGACACUGCUACCCACGGUCAGGACCACCAGCUGGAAGGAGGAGAAUAGAGUCGUUAAGUAUGAACUGUGAAAUUCACAUUGAUAUUCGAAGAAGACUGAAAAGUGGAUCAAACCUUCGGUAUUAUCUUUACUGAUCAUCUGAUCACUCCUUAGCAUGACAUCCUUAUAACUGUGUGUGAUUUUACCUCACUUGUUCUGUUACUGCCAUCACCGUCUUUCUACCCAUUUCUUCUUUCAGUUCAUCUCUUAGUGGCUGUUUAUCCCUGUGGCCACUGUUAGUGCCAAAAAAAAUACAACAAGGCUAGCUUAGUCUGUAGAGAUUGACACGUAAUUAAACUGUGAAUAGUGCGUUUCCUAGCAGAAGGCUGGUGUGACAGCAGAAUGGGGAGACAGUACAAAACCCCCCACCCCACCCCCGAGGAGAUUAUCAUUGCCAGCACCCCUCGACCCUCGUGUGGAUCACUGUAAAUAAUGUACAAGCUCUGACGCGUUGUUCAGUAUGAGUGUAGUAUUUUUGUGACAUACUAAAAAGCUUCUAGUGGAGAGAAAACGCUCCUUCGCUCAGAGGGACAGCUGUUUUUAAAAUUUAUUUAUUUAUUUAUUUAUUGGAUGGCAUAGGCUCCUGUCACUACGGUAACUGUCAUUGUAACCUCGACAAGCACUGCACCUGCACUGUCCUCCACUGUGCAACAAGUGAAAUUUUGAUGAAUUCAUCAAGUUCAUUAAAUACAAAAAAAAAAUACUAAAUGUUAUUUUUUCAUCUAGAGAACAAAUAUGUAUUUAUGUUUAUAGACAGAUGUUACACAUGUAGAAAAUAAUAGUUGUGUCAUUUUGAUUGUCACUCAAAGAUAUAUUGUUGUUUUGCCUAAUUUAGAUACAUUAAAUGUGCCAUAUCAAAGUAUUUUUCAAAGAGAAAUAGUGAACAAAAAUUCUAUUGCUUAAAUCAGAAAGAACAAAGUAUGGUAAAAAAAGAAACUGAGGUGUCUGCAUGAAACUAGUACAGUGAUGACACUGUAGUUGGAAGGUCGCCCUAUAGAUGAUAAAAGAAUAGAUGUUCAAACCUCCAUAAAACUACUAUCGCUCAGAUUUCAAAUAGGCAUAUCAGCUCUUACCGAGGUGAGAUUUUGAACAUCUAUGGACCGAUUGUUUAUAGGGUCUAGUCUAAAUAAAUAGAGAGGACAAUGGCUUCUGUAGCUAGGAAACUCACUUUGUCCACAAGACUGAACUCUAUGCAGUAGACUCUCCAGUGAGAUUUUAUAUCCUCUAGAUUGAUUAAGAUUUGAGCCACACAUGUCCCUGACUGAAUGACUUGUGAGCAAAUCAUAUUUAGGUUUAAAAGGAAAAAAGUGCAUCUUGGAAGGAAUGUGCAAUAGUUUGAAAUCCGGACUCAUGUGAUCAUGUUAUUUAUUUUUUUACACAUAUAUUUUGUAUAUGUAGAUUUCGUAAGUCUUUAAAACAAACAAAAAAAAUCCAGAUUCAUCUCACUCUGACCAAGGACAGCUGUCACUUUUACUUUGAUUUGGUUUCUUUUUCUUGAAGAAACUGUUUUUGGUCAUUUGCACUUGUAGUAGAAAUAUGAAUAUAAAUAAAUACGUAUAUAUAUACAGUAUAUACAAUAUAGGGAAGCAAAACAAAUUAGUUUCUAGAACUAUUUAAAAACCGUAUUAAAUGUUUUUAGUGUUGCUUGAAUGUCUGACCAUAUGUUGUGAAUGCUGCUAGUAUCAAUAGAUUUAUUUGUACUGUAAAUAGAGAUGACUAAAGCAACAUUAAAGAUCAAGUGGAAAAGGGUAUAGACAUACAUAUCAAUGGUGGUGGUUGUCAAACAAGACAAGGCUGUACCUGUAAACAUUUGGCCUGUGACCUCUGAACAGGGUUAGCUUUCUGUUUUAUUAGAAAACUUUACUGAAUACCUUGAUGCAAUAUUACAACUGAGGGCAAAUCCGACACUUUUUUUUUUCUUUCUUAAAUGCUCUCUGGAUUAGUACCUUCUUUAAAUCCCGUAAGUAAAGUGAACCAAUUUUAAGAUAACAGGUUAAUUUCACGUAGUUUACUUAAAGAAAUUUGAAGGAGCCACCAAAAAAUAAGUUUAAAUAUUAAUAUUUCUGGUUUAUCUGCUAAAUGUUACUGUUUGCAAAUUUUUAACACACCUACCUUUGACACCUGUGAUACUUAAGAAGCAGCCACUCCUAGUUUUCAAAGAUGUUAGGGUGCCAAGUGAUGAAGAUUUUCUUUAAUAUACUUGUCGCAUUUAACUCUGACCAAGGGGUUGUUUAACGCUCACAUCAGUUUUUGAAGAACAUGGCUUUUUUGGGAUUGUCUCCACAACAUUGCCUGCAUCAACUGAGCCUUUUAAAUUUAUUCAAAAGAGAAGAUAUCUGAUGUUUAUUGGAGAAGUUUAUUGGAAAUGAAUUUAUUUAUUGAAUUAUAAAUGUUUUAUAAUUGCUGUUUGCAUGGUACUAUGUGGCAAUAUUUGUUUUAGUGGUUUCUAUAGUGAUGACUUACAUGUUCAAGGUGCAGAGUGGGGUAAAAGGUUGUCAGAUGUUCUCACUGAGGUUCAGAUUUUGAGAACUCAGAAGUGUUUUCCGCUCAGUCGGCGACAUGGCUAGACCUUGAAAACAAGUCUUUUGCAAAAAAUAAAAAAAAGUAUGAGUUCACUAUAUUGUUACUUGUUAUAUUUCAAUCUUGCUCAAGUAGUCUUAUGUAAUAGGAGAUUUUGAGUUUGCGAAUGAAUGGGCCUUCGAAAUGGUCAUUUCACCCUUGUAAAUAUAUAUCACUUAAGUCAGAGACACUGUAACCUACUAGUGUUGUCUUUUGUUGUACACUGUUCUAUCACUGUGGACAAAGUCUUAGAGUUUUGUAUGAUUAUGUGCAAUAUUGUUCUCACAUUAGUCAUUCUUCAUUUUGUCACAGUUACGUUAUUUCUUUUCUAUAAACAACUGGAGGUGUCAGCAGUCAUCUAAUUUCAUCAGAAUGUUUGUCACCAGGUCUUACAGACAAUAAAGAUUUACAGUGUUUAUCCCAAAUGUGGCUGAGACAGAAAAGCACUUUACACUGAGGGGGUACUCUGUGACAGGAUCAGUCUGCAGGAGUGAGGAGGGGGGGUCGAACAAGAGCCAGCCUAGCUCUGAACAGACUCUAUCCCGCAGUGAUCUCUGGUGGCACACGAGUGUAUUACAGCCAGCUGUGAAGGUCUGACGGCUCAGACUAUAAAAUAUGAUUAAUUUCCCAUCAGCUUGCAGCAGUUUUGAACUGCAAUAAUCCAGAGACCUACCUGCUGAUUUUGUUUACAUCCAAUCAUUUGACAUUUUAGCAUGCAUCACAUACGUUCCUUUCUCUUGCCAAACUUCUUAAAAAAGAAUAAUAGUAACUGUUCAAUUUAUAGUGCUUGUCACUCAAUCUGUGAGGUGAGCCUUCCCAGAAUCCCUCCUCCACCUCCCCCACUCCCUCACCCCACCCCCACCCAUCUGCCCCCCACCAAAAUCCCUUGGCCUCCCCCAUCCCAGCAACUAAAACCACCCCAGCUCUGUAUUUUAAAUGUGAUUGCAGUAUAAUUCUGAAAAAUGAUCAAAGAAUAUAAAACUCGCGCUUCCAAUUCUGGUUACCGGCUCUGCUUGGACAACACAAGAUAGUCGACUUAGAAACCAGCACGUCCCCUCUCCCCCCCCUCCCCAAACUGAUCCAUGAUUUAGAUCAGAUCCUUCGCCUGCACAACUGUAGCAUGAGACACACUUGCCGGUGAUCAUUACCCAGUCUCCAUCCUUAAAUGGAUAUUAAGGGCUCUGAAACACAUCUGUUACCGGGUUGAGGAGGCUGUCCUGUUCAGACACCAACAGAGAAAAUAAACAAAAACAAAUCCCAGAUUAUGGCAGCGAGGGCACCGUCUGUAGCUGAGAUAAGAUCGUACCCUUCAGUAUAUUUUCACAGAAGUGCAUCAGACAGACGUUGCCUGAUGUUGGAGGUAGAAACAACAGCUGCACUUAUAUUUUACACAGUCGAUCUCUGGGAGUCAGAUGAGAAGAACUCAAGUAGGCUAUCCAUGCAGUGCAAGCAGAGCCCCGCUCCAGUUAUGUUGUGUAACUCAGUGCAUGCAUGCAAUUACCCUGAACAAGGUGUAUUGAAAAUAUAUUGGGUGUUUGUGGUAUAAAAGUAUUUUUGUUUAUAUCAGUUAGAAACUUUUCUUUCUAGUAGUAUGAUUUAUUUUUUUCUCUUUCCUUAGGACUGGCCAAUCAUUGUAUCCAAGAUGAAUAUUAUUAUAGUACAAGAUUCUAUUUUUUAUGGUGGAUUUGUUGACAAGGUCCUCUCAUUGUGUCAAAUAUUACCUGCAGAUGAACUGAUUACCAAAGUAUAUUUCAGUUAACUACAUAAAUGAAAGUGUGCAAAUGUGUGCUCCAGUGAAUUAAACGCAGACGAUAUAUUUUACUUUCUUACGAAAAAAGAUUGUAGCAAUUAUUAGUUAAUAGAUCAAAUGUAUUGUUUCAACAUAUUAAAAUUUAGACAACUGGAAGUGCCAAAGUAUUCCAAGGGAGGCUGGUAAUCCAGUUUGUUGGACGUUGCAUGAAAAAGCCCAAACUGUAAAUUUACCCACUUUUCAGUCUGUGGAUCUAUUCAGUGUAUUAAGUAUAAAUAUUAAAUUGUUCUUUUAUGUCCCUCUUUGACCGUUUUACAGAUUAGGUUAUAUCUUGGUUUGACUGUUGCCAGGAAACCAGCAGACUCCAUGAAGUUACUGGUACAGUCUGGUUCAAAAACUCCUCAUAAAAACAACAAUUUAUUGUUUUUACUCUUCAGUUUUUAUAUGGCUUAAAGAAAUGUUUUAAUUAUUGAGCUUCAGAGGUGUAGAUAGCGUAUUCUGUUAUUGGACAGAACCAGGAGAACUGUAUCCAGUCUUUGUGCUAAGCUAAGUUAGCCGGCUGUGGGUGGCAGCUUCAAAUUUAUCCAACAAACAUAAAUGGUAUCGAUCUUCUCAUUUAAGUCUUGGGAAUAAGAGCAUUUCCACCCUAAUGUCUUUUACCGUGAACGCUUUAUGGCCUUUGAAAAUGCAGUAUUUAGUUUAAUAACCACCUCCCUUAAGAGGAAUCUUGCGUUUAACUCACUGGAGUUGUGGGAAACAUUUUGUAUGGAUGCCUGAAAAAUGUAAUGAUGUAGAUAUAGAUGAUAUAUACAGCAUACACACAAAGACACACCUGUAUCAAAUUUCAGAUAUAUGAAAAUGUUUUGGUUUUUUUUCCAUUCAGAACCGUUCAUUACUCUUCCUUGAUACUGUACCUAGUCUUAUGGUAAAGACGUAGUGUGUUCCUUUCAGUUCUGUGGGAGUGUGUAUGUGUGUACAUGUGCACUUGUAACCGCUGGGGCGGGGGUGGGAGGGGGCUACGUGUAAAUAAAUCAAAUACAGUUAGUGUGGAGGUGUUUCUUUUGUGUCAGUGUAAGUUAAAUAUUCUAAAAUAAAAAAACAUGUAUUAUUCUCUAUUGUGUUUCAUGGUACAUUAAAAAGAGGAAAAAGUAGUUUUAUCUUACAUUUCAAAUGCUUAUAUCUCUAUGGCUUCUGGCGAUACCCGUUCCAUUUUAUAGAUUUGUCAGCACAAAAUGCAAUAAACCAAUACCAUUUUAUUACAGUAA
Dicentrarchus labrax (European seabass) is the source of this 10034-nucleotide messenger RNA. It is a transcript of the gene slc12a5a, whose product is annotated as solute carrier family 12 member 5a. Gene Ontology annotation, biological process: chloride ion homeostasis; chloride transmembrane transport; potassium ion homeostasis. Gene Ontology annotation, cellular component: membrane. NCBI's taxonomy places the organism in Eukaryota, Metazoa, Chordata, Actinopteri, Moronidae. The record is from RefSeq and is a predicted model, not a curated record. The transcript is spliced from 26 exons. Bases 226 to 3765 code for a protein of 1179 amino acids. Gene Ontology annotation, molecular function: potassium:chloride symporter activity.